Messenger RNA from Pelagomonas calceolata, 498 nucleotides. The record is from the annotation of a GenBank genome assembly. NCBI's taxonomy places the organism in Eukaryota, Pelagophyceae, Pelagomonadales, Pelagomonadaceae.
GGAGAGAACACUACAAUUAAACAACUACCGCUUCUUCUUCCCCGACGACGACGACGACAAGCCCUCCGCGAGCAAAGCGAGGCCGUCGUCCUUCUUCUUCUUCGGCUUCGCAGCUUUCGGCGCGGGAGGAGGCGCCUUGCCCUUGCCGCGACCGCGACCGCGCCCCCGACCCGCCCCGCGCCCGCGCCCGCCGUCCUUCUCGAGCAGCGCCUUGCGGAGCCGGACGCCCGACCCGCCGCGGACGGGCACCCUCGCGAUCAGGGCGUCGACGGCAUCGGCGCCCUCUUUCUUGUCGGCGUCGAUCGUCGCCGCGAGCUCCGCGAGCGCGGCGUCGUCCACGCCGGCCUUGGCGAAGGGCUCGACGUACUGCUCGAGCUCGAGGCGCUUCAGGAGCGCCGCGACGCCGCCCCGGCAGCGGCCAGCCGCGCCGCCGCUGGCCGCGGCUUUGCGCUCCUUGCGUUCCAUGGCCUCGGCCCGCGCGAGCGCGUCGGCCCGGGC